ACACAGCUAACCUCAAACCAAUAAUGAAUAGCAUCAAAUCCGUGAUUGUGUGCUGCCUCCUGGUGGCCGUCUCCGCCGGUGUAGACCGAAGGAGAGGUGGACAAGGAUCCAACAGAUUCCUUUCUGGAGGCUUCGGUGGCGUCCAUGGAGGUGGUCUUUUCGGCGGCGGUAUCCAUGGUGGUGGAGUCCAUGGUGGUAGUGCUAUUAUCGGUGGUGGAGUCUCCAAUGGCCCAAGUGAAUGCAGAUAUUGGUGCAAGACUCCGGAGGGUCAAGCCUACUGCUGCGAGACGGUGCAUGAGCCAGAAACACCUGUUGGGACCAAGCCACUCACUUGCCCACAAGUCCGUCCCACAUGUCCACGUUUCCAUGGCCCUCCCACUACCUGUUCCAACGACUACAAGUGUGCUGGCCUCGAUAAGUGUUGCUUCGACAGGUGUUUGGGAGAACACGUGUGCAAACCUCCUUCAUUUUUCAAUAAUCAACUAUUCUUUUAAAGGUGCUUAUCGCUAAUAAGGAGUCAUCGGUUUUCCGGUUGAUAACGGAAGAUAGGAGAUCUGUGAUUUGUAGAUAUUUUUAUCUUAAUAAUAAAUCAUAUAUUUAUAU
Penaeus indicus is the source of this 603-nucleotide messenger RNA. RefSeq lists its product as uncharacterized. The record is from RefSeq and is a predicted model, not a curated record. Gene Ontology annotation, cellular component: extracellular region. The transcript is spliced from 2 exons. Bases 24 to 494 code for a protein of 156 amino acids. Gene Ontology annotation, molecular function: peptidase inhibitor activity. Lineage: Eukaryota; Metazoa; Arthropoda; Malacostraca; Decapoda; Penaeidae.